Laccaria bicolor S238N-H82 is the source of this 3492-nucleotide messenger RNA. RefSeq lists its product as uncharacterized. The coding region runs from base 1 to 3492 and encodes 1163 amino acids. The transcript has 4 exons. Lineage: Eukaryota; Fungi; Basidiomycota; Agaricomycetes; Agaricales; Hydnangiaceae. The record is from RefSeq and is a predicted model, not a curated record.
AUGAUCCCUCUCAUUCCUGUUCUAGUCCUUAGCUUUCUGUCUUUCGCAUCUUCAGCUUUCGUUAUUCUCCGUAUCAUAAUUCCCAUUUUGCCACCUCAUCCUCUGAGCCGACGUGUUUCCCCGGCUGAGUUUGGUCUUCCUACUUUCCGUUCACUCUCACCUGCGGAUAAGAGUCACAUCUGGUUGGCAAGCUUGGAUAUUUUCGCCAUUGCAAUUUUCAUCUGGCAAGCUGUAGCAGAAGCAACUGGUGGGCCGACCGGGGUUGCCAUUGCUGAUGAUCCAGUUUCAUCCAUCAGACUGUGGUUUACAGUGACCGUCAGACAGGGCUGCCUGUUGAUGAUCACAGUCAUCACCUUGCUACACGUUCGAAUGGGCCGUUCUGUCUCAUUCGGCAAGAAACAUUGGAUGCUAUGGGCACCCACUGCGCUGCUGUCGAUGACGUCUACAGCUUUGGCGGGUGUCUUAUCGGCUGCAGGUAUUAGUAGCCUGUUUGUGGGGAUCGCCGUCUACUCUGCUACCAUUGUCAUCUUGAGCACAGUGGUGCUUGGGUGUCUCAUUGGCACUCUAGUCAUCAUUAAGCGCAACCUUGCCGCUAUGAACGAAGAGGCUGAUCCAUGGCCACCUGUCAGGCAAGUGGAAGAAAAAGGCAGACCUUCUUUUUGCACUGAAGAGAUUGACGCUAUUCGGGAUGGUGCGUCCUGGAUCACAUCGACAGCUGGUGGGAGUUCCCGUCGUAAUUCAGCUUCUGCUUGGUCCUUUUCAACGCACCACACUGUCGUGACCGCCUCGCAGCAUGGCCACCCAGGUGGACGCCCACAAAAUGGCUCACAUCCUUCUGUUCCUGCCAAAUCUUCUUACUGGUUCAACAGCACGACACCUCAUGACAUAGAUAUUCCACCCGUUCCACCGCUGCCAUCUCCAUACGGUCCCAUUUCUCCUACAGCGGAGGAUCUCAAUGACCCGGACCCCUUCAGGAGAGAUAUGCCAUCGCCGCUUCCGAAUCAACCACGCGGUCGUCUAGACUCACAGACAUCCUGGUUAACCUCUUCCAACGGGUCGCAAACCACUCUUUCCGCUUGGAGUUACCCAGCAACCGUUUACGAAGGAAGUAUCCGCAAUGUCAGUUCCCCUGAUUUCCAGACAGCCCUGACUGCUGUGUCCCGUCCUGUCACGCCUGCCAUGGCCAAUGCGCAAGUCCUUGGAGGCUAUGGGUAUGCUCCAGGGAACACGGAGGCGGAGAAAGGCCUCGCCUCUUUGGCAGCUCCUCCUGGAACAAAUCUUAACAUUUCUGUCUAUCCCGCUAUUGGUUGGUUUCUUACUAUCUGGGUCCCUCUCGGACUUUCUUUACCAUAUCUCAUUUCCCUUUGUCAGCAGACUACCCCUUCCACUGCCUUGUACAUUCUCUUCGUAUUAUCUGUCACACUCUCCUCGCCUCUUUUGGCCAUCAACGUCAUCUGCGGUUCCCAUCUCCCCAUACCCACUGGAUUAUUCGAUGUCCGGGGUGAGAAGCCCAAGGUUAGCUCCGCCCCCUCCGAACUUCCCUCGAACAAGUGGUCCCAUGAGUACAAGCGUAGCAUGAGUACCACAAUUACCGCAGUUGAGGGUCGUCGAAGUGGUGACGUUUGGCUUACCAAUGGCGACGCUGUGGAUGGGAAGAACAAGCUAGGUCGCGCCGUUGGAAUGCUCUCUCCGAUGCCAAAGCUGUCCGUUAUGCCACCUGAGGAGUGCGAUGAGCCACUCACUCCUCCGUUACCCAUUCAAGACGCGGAUUCUUCUUUACCACUCACAAUUCACAACACUCCUGAAACCAGUGCCCAGUUCGGAAGGCUCAGAAUGGAUUCCAAGGCAAGCUCUCACCACCUGUCUGGAGGCGAUGAAAGCAUGGCGUACGCAAGCAGGAUCAUGGUCGCCCAGAGGCAUUAUUCUGCCCUUGCUCAAACGGUCGUGGUUCCCGGGUCAUCACCCGACAAACAGCAGGCGACAGGUACUGAGCUGUUCGUCAGUAACGCCACGGGAGCACUCGUAAACAAACCAGCCACGCAUCUUCGUUCGCGUUCAAUUACUUCUAUUAGUGGCCCACAGACAGUCUCCGCGGACAGCUUCAACAUUAGUCCCCCGCCCUCGUUCCCGCUGCCUCCUACGCCUCCCAAUGUCAGGGCAGCUCGCUUAGCCCAGCUUGCGCAUAAAAAGUCCUUCUCGUCUGGUUUCUCCUUCAGCCCCGUCGAUGAUAUGAAUGAAAUUGAUGCAUUGACCGCUGGCGUCCUGCCUCUUCUGGUCCCAGGAUUGAAGGUUGGCCAUGAGAUGAAGAUCAAAGAGGAUGAUUGGUCGCCGCCUGGCACUUUCAGUAAGAGCAAAGGGAAGAACGCCGCAAAAAAAUUGACCGAGUUUGGGGAAGACUUUUCUUCGCCUGAAAUUCACUCUACUCCUGCCAGAAGGCGUCCACGCGAGCCCAGAGGAAGGAAAGAAUCAGGACACAAGAGAAACCACUUCAGUUUACCCAGCCUCAGCCUUGGCAAGGAUGGAAUUCACUCUUUGGCCACCUGGAGUGCAGAGAUACGAGGUGCAUUGGAGAACAAGGUCGGCCAGUACACAUCCAUUCCAAGUAACGUCGAUCUUGGUCGAAGGAAUACCGUCUUUGGCGCCGAGUCAGUUCCCACGGCCCAACCACUCCUCAAAGCCGUACAAGAGGAGGAGGACGAGCACAUCGUGAACCCUGGAGCAGGGCUUGGCCGUGUCAUGUCAACCCGCUCUCUUGGCCUGCGUGCUGAUGUGCCUCGCAAUGUGAACACCGCUCGUUCCUCUGUGAUCAGCAACCCUGCGCCUACUUCUGCUGCCUCCACAGUGACCUUGUUCGAAGACUUCGAAGCUGGGAUGAUCUCUGGGCCACAAGCUGAGAGCACUCCACACAACACCGUCUCGCACAAAACAACCCAUCGACAACAUAAUGCACCACCCGUACCAGUAAAUCGUCGCUCAAGCAUUGUAUAUAUCAAAUCUGAAAAUCACUCAACUACAACGAACCCACCCAUGACAGAAUCUUCAAGUUCCUCAUCAGCCAUGUCUUCUUUCGCCCAGUGGUCAUCCCGGGCGGUUCGACCACUUAUGACGAAGAACAGCCUCAAGCUCCAGCGCAAGAUAUCAACCGCAGACUCCUCCUCUCCUAGCCCUCCAAGAGAGGGCCUACGUCCCCUCUCCCUUCUGCAAGACCGCGACCCCAACACUGCACAAGGCACAAGUCCUUUGUCUGUUGGUGAAACUCGGCCAUUGACUCUCGGGAAGAAACAGAAGUCGAGGAUGGCCGCCCCUCAGGACGAGAAUGCGGGUCCGGAUUCAAUCCGUUCUGGUCACAGAAAGAAUCUGAAGUCGCUGAAGCUUGCCAGGUCUGAAACAGCCAAGAUGCGGGGCAUCUUGCGGAAGGGUGAAAUCUUGCCUGAUGUCGUCAUUCGUCCACCCUCCACCACGGAGGCGUUCGCUUACAGUUUCGAUGAUUAA